AUCCGCUAUGUGCCUUCCUCUAUUAACUGUUUGUUGGUUUGUCAUCUAUAGAGAGCGAAGCGUGCGUUCGUCGUGUCGCCCCGUGAAACAUGUCGUAAACCUGUUGCAUUUUCAUCGGAUUACCAGCAGAAGCAAUUAGAACAAAGACCGUGCGAAAUGCCAGGAUUCGAGUGUGCCGUGCAAAUUACCAGUUGGCCAGGUUGUGUUUCAAAUUAGUUUUCUGCGUGGUUUUGUUUAUGCCUCGCAACCACUCUUCUGCAUUCAUCCCUAUUCCCCUCGUUUUUGUUGUUAUUGUUGUCGUCUUCAACACUUUUCCCGAAUACGAAAGCCUACAAUUAGUUUUUUCCAUUUUCUGCUUCAGUUUGUUGUUUGCACACUCUCAUAAAGUAGAGUCAAGUUUUUCGGAUACGAAUAUACACAUUCACGCACACUAAAGAGUGCGAAUGAAAGAUGGGAUUACCACUGUCCAAGUCGGAACCAGCACCCCAACAACAACAGCUCAACACCACGCAACAAAGUCAGAUUCAUGACAAGCCGGAAAGUGCGCUUAGCAAACACCAUGCCAGACAAGCGAGCAUCAGGAAGAAGCAGCCCAUGCCCGAUGCAGAUGAACUGGAGAAGAGAUUCACCAGAGUUCUCGCUUCCAUGGAUUUGCCUCCAGACAAAGCGAAGCUUCUCAAGAAUUAUGACUUCGAGAAAAAAUGGGACAUUAUAUGCGACCAAGAAAUGGUUCAUGCCAAAGAUCCGCCUUCUCAUUACCUGAACAAACUGAGGACGUACCUGGAUCCGAAAGCUUCGAGGAGUCAUAGGAAACGAAAGAUGGUCGGUGAAUCAACAUCAACGCAGGUUCUCAGAGAUUUAGAGAUAUCGUUACGCACUAACCAUAUAGAAUGGGUGAGGGAGUUCUUGGAUGGUGAGAAUCUGGGUUUGGACGUGCUUAUAGAUUACCUGAACUUCCGGUUAGGCAUGAUGAGGCACGAGCAACGCAUCGCGGAGUUCCGGUCCGAAUCUGAGGAGCAACUGAAUCACACCAAUAACACGACAAUUACCACGAUGGACCGGACGUACAACGGAUACAUCCGUCCUCCUUUGGACGUCACGGACAGUCCGAGCAUCAAGCGACGCUCCAAGCAUGUCGCCAAAUUGAAUAUGGGAGAAUCGAAAGACGACAUCCACGUUUGCAUAAUGUGCAUGAGAGCCAUCAUGAACAAUAAAUACGGCUUUAACAUGGUUAUACAACACAGGGAAGCGAUCAACUGCAUCUCACUGAGCUUGAUCCACAAGAGCCUGAGGACGAAGGCUCUGGUUCUGGAACUGCUGGCGGCCAUCUGCCUGGUCAAAGGAGGCCACGAGAUUAUCCUGUCCGCUUUCGACAACUUCAAGGAAGUGCUGAAAGAGCGCUACAGGUUUGAAACGCUGAUGGAAUACUUCCUCAAUCCGGAGCUGUUCCAUAUUGAAUUCAUGGUGGCCUGCAUGCAAUUUGUGAAUAUAGUCGUUCAUUCGGUGGAAGAUAUGAACUUCAGAGUACAUCUUCAAUACGAAUUCACCGCACUUAAUUUGGAUGACUACUUGGAGCGAUUGCGACACACCGAAAGCGAGGAGCUUCAGGUGCAAAUUUCCGCUUACCUCGACAACGUCUUCGACGUACAUGCAUUAGUUGAAGACAGCGAAACGAAGACGGCCGCCAUCGAGAAGGUGGCGGAACUCGAAGACGAACUGGGCCAAGCUCACGAUAGGCUUCAGGUGUUCGAACACGAAGCGCUUUCGAAGAUUGGAGAGCUCGAAACGGAGCUCGUCCAGGUGAGGCAGGAACGGGAGGAACUCAUGGAGCAUCGAAGGCAGCGCGAUGAGGAAGUCACGACACUCCGGAGAGUUGUACAGCAGCAUCAGCAGGAAUCUAAGAAUAGGCAGUCGCUGCUGGAAAAUAAAAUCAUGGAAUUGGAAACGAUAACGAAGAGUCUACCGAGAGGUUCGACGAUCGCCGGUUUAUCAGAUCUGCUGUUGCAAAAUACGCCUCCGAGUUCGUCGAGCUCCACAUCUACAACUACGCCUAGUACACCUGUGAUACCUCCACCGCCGCCUCCGGCAGCUCCGGUAGCUCCACCGCCUCCUCCUUGUCCUCCCCCGCCGCCAAUGAAGCAGUCAGCACCUUCCGGACCACCUCCUCCACCAGCCCCUGGCUUUAUGCCUGCACCGGACGGCGCCAUGACAAUCAAACGGAAAGUUCAAACCAAACACAAACUUCCUACAAUCAACUGGAUUGCGCUGAAACCAACCCAGGUGAGGGGAACUAUCUUUAACGACCUGGACGACGACAGGCUGCACAAGACAAUCGAUUUCAUUGAAUUCGAGGAACGCUUCAAGAUUCGCAAUGCCGGCGCUUUAACAAACGGCGCAAGCGAGCCGGAUGGACUUAACACGAUGCCUAGCAAAAGGUUUAAGAAACCGGAAAACGUUACGCUUCUGGAACACACCAGAUUAAGGAAUAUAGCAAUUUCCCGAAGAAAACUCGACAUGCCCGUUGAAAAAGUGGUGAACGCCAUCAACUUGUUGGACCUGAAACAACUAUCGCUGGAGAACGUUGAGCUGUUGCAGCGGAUGGUGCCGAGCGAACAAGAAGUGAAAGCUUACAAAGAUUUCAAUGCCGAGAAAAAGAGCCCCAGUCUGCUUACGGAGGAGGACAGGUUCCUUAUGCAACUCGCCAAAGUCGAAAGAAUCUCAUCGAAAUUAUCGAUUAUGAGUUACAUGGGCAACUUUUACGACAACAUUCAUUUAAUCACACCUCAAACGAACGCAAUCAUUUCCGCGUCGAAUUCCGUGAAGAACUCGAGAAAACUCCGAUUGGUGCUUGAAGUGAUCCUGGCUUUCGGAAACUACUUGAAUAGCAGUAAACGCGGCCCCGCGUACGGCUUCAAAUUGCAAUCCCUCGACUCUCUUCUGGACACAAAAUCGAGCGACAAGAAGAUGUCUCUGUUGCACUACAUCGUCGCGACCAUAAGACAGAAAUUCCCUGACUUGAUGAACUUUGAUUCGGAACUCACGUUCAUAGAGAAAGCUGCAGUUGUUUCUCUUGAAAAUAUAAUGACGGACGUUCAGGAGCUGGACAAAAACAUGGAUACAGUUCGGAAGGAGGCUGAUCUUCGUGGAAAAAUAAACUCGACGAUCCUCAGGGAUUUCUUGCAGAACUCCGAAGAUAAGUUGAGGAAGCUGAGGAACGAUUCGAAAUCCGCACAAGACGCGUUCCGGGAAUGCGUCGAAUUCUUCGCAGAGUCCCCGAGGACAACGGACGCGAACAGCUUCUUCUCGCUGCUAGUUAGAUUUGUGAAGGCAUUCAAGCAUGCAGAUCAGGAAAACGAAACUAGGAAGAGACUGGAAAUGGCUGCGUUGAGUACAUGCAAAGGGAACAACGUUGUGGUGGAGAGGAAUAAGAUAAACCAGAAGAAGCAACAGGUAAAAAAGGACGCUGUGAUAAACGAAUUGAAACACAAAGCGAGAUUAGUGCAUGAGAAAAAAUUACUUCUACAGGAUGAAGUGUAUAACGGUGCUUUAGAAGAUAUUUUGUUAGGUUUGAAAAACGAGCCCUACCGAAGGGCGGACGCAGUGAGACGAAGCCAGAGGCGGCGCAUAGAUUAUAACAGGCUCUCUAAAACGAUGGAAGAAAUAGAUUUGUGAUUUGGAGGACGAGACAAACCCCCCCUUCACCUAUUAUAAUGUAAAAACGAAAGACGUGUAGGAAACCAAAAUUAGCUUUAAGAAUUCGGAUGAGAUAAUAUUAAAGAAGGAAAUCGGUGCAUAUUUUUUUUAAUAUUAUUUUAUGAAUCUAUUAAGGUUGAAUGGCAAAUCUAUAUCAUUAUUAUUAUAAUUAAUAUUUUUCAAGGCGCCUUAAACUCUUUUUAGAUGGGCUGUUAAAACAAACAUAUAUAAAAAGAAUAGAAAAAAGAAAAACAAUGCUUUAGCUGUGAUAGAUUUGUA
Messenger RNA from Nicrophorus vespilloides, 3972 nucleotides. Its product is annotated as formin-like protein CG32138. Bases 451 to 3672 code for a protein of 1073 amino acids. Gene Ontology annotation, biological process: cell migration; regulation of cell shape; cortical actin cytoskeleton organization. The record is from RefSeq and is a predicted model, not a curated record. Gene Ontology annotation, molecular function: small GTPase binding; actin filament binding. Gene Ontology annotation, cellular component: cytosol. NCBI's taxonomy places the organism in Eukaryota, Metazoa, Arthropoda, Insecta, Coleoptera, Silphidae. The transcript has 14 exons.